Molecule: messenger RNA, 1149 nt
Organism: Aspergillus clavatus NRRL 1
Lineage: Eukaryota; Fungi; Ascomycota; Eurotiomycetes; Eurotiales; Aspergillaceae
Product: TauD/TfdA dioxygenase family protein
Exons: 6
Coding region: 1-1149 (382 amino acids)
Cellular component (GO): cytoplasm
Molecular function (GO): 2-oxoglutarate-dependent dioxygenase activity
Source: RefSeq, a predicted model, not a curated record
AUGGCCCCCUCCCUCGUUGAUAAUGUCGCCCUCCGCGCGGCGCCGGUGGCCAAGUUGAAGACCGACGCCGGGUUCAACAAGGAGAACGUGAUUGGAUACGGUGAGACAUAUGAGCAUGAGAACGAGAUCAAGGGCACGGCGAAGCAGCCUCCCGCCGCCUUCCCUAAUUACCUUCCUGUCUGGGAUAACGAGACUGAAAGAUAUCCUCCAUUGACCCCCUUCGAGCACUACGAUCACGGCAAGGACGCGGACCCAUCCUUCCCCGAUCUGCUGCCCAAGGACAAGGCGCAAGUGGAUCACCUCACCCCAACGAUUGGCAGUGAAAUCCGCGGUGUGCAAUUGAGUCAGUUGACGAAGGAAGGCAAAGAUCAGCUGGCACUAUAUGUAGCCCAGAGGAAGGUCGUAGCCUUCCGCGACCAGGACUUCGCACACCUCCCCAUCGACCAAGCCCUGGACUUCGGCAGCUACUUCGGCCGCCACCACAUUCAUCAAACCUCUGGCGCCCCCAAGGGCUACCCGGAGAUCCAUCUGGUGCACCGCGGCGCCGACGACACAAGCGGCGCGGAUUUCCUCGCCACGCGGACAAAUACCAUAACAUGGCAUUCGGAUGUUACCUUCGAGAAGCAGCCUCCCGGCACAACCUUCCUGUAUCUGCUGGAUGGGCCGACGACUGGAGGAGAUACGCUGUUCGCCGACAUGGCGCAGGCAUACAAGCGGUUGUCGCCGGAGUUCCGUAAGCGGCUGCAUGGGCUCAAGGCCGCUCACUCUGGCAUCGAGCAGAUCAACAACAGCUUGAACAGAGGGGGUAUUGCCCGUCGCGAGGGGAUCACAUCAGAGCAUCCGAUUGUUCGAACUCAUCCGGUAACCGGAGAAAAAGCCCUCUUUGUUAACCCGCAAUUCACCCGCUACAUCGUGGGAUACAAGAAAGAGGAGUCAGACAUGCUCCUCAAGUUCCUGUACGACCACAUUGCCCUUUCGCAGGAUCUGCAGGCGCGUGUCCGAUGGCUUCCUGGAACGGUCGUUGUUUGGGAUAACCGUGUUGUCGCGCACUCUGCUCUCUUCGACUGGAUCGACGGACAGAGACGGCACUUGGCAAGAAUCACUCCCCAGGCCGAGGCGCCAUAUGAGACGCCUUUCGAUAAUGAAUGA